GCGGGGGCGGGCUCUGGGGAACGCAGAGCUGCAGCCGCGGAGCCGGACGUGUCCGCGAAGAUGGCGGGCCGGAGUAUGCAAGCUGCAAGAUGUCCUACGGAUGAAUUAUCUUUAACCAACUGUGCAGUUGUGAAUGAAAAGGACUUCCAGUCUGGCCAGCACGUGGUUGUGAGGACCUCCCCGAAUCACAGGUACACGUUUACACUGAGGACCCACCCGUCUGUGGUGCCCGGGAGCAUUGCCUUCAGCUUACCCCAGCGAAAAUGGGCUGGACUUUCUAUUGGCCAAGAAAUAGAAGUCUCCCUGUAUACGUUUGACAAAGCCAAGCAAUGUAUUGGCACAAUGACCAUCGAGAUCGAUUUCCUGCAGAAAAAGAACAUUGACUCCAACCCUUAUGACACGGACAAGAUGGCAGCUGAAUUCAUUCAGCAGUUCAACAACCAGGCCUUCUCCGUGGGACAACAGCUUGUGUUUAGCUUUAAUGAAAAGCUUUUUGGUUUGCUGGUGAAGGAUAUUGAAGCCAUGGAUCCUAGCAUCCUGAAGGGAGAGCCUGCAACAGGGAAAAGACAGAAGAUCGAAGUGGGACUGGUUGUUGGAAACAGCCAAGUUGCAUUUGAAAAAGCAGAAAACUCAUCACUGAAUCUUAUUGGCAAGGCUAAAACCAAGGAAAAUCGCCAAUCCAUCAUCAAUCCUGACUGGAACUUUGAAAAAAUGGGAAUCGGAGGUUUGGACAAGGAAUUUUCAGAUAUCUUUCGACGAGCAUUUGCUUCUCGAGUAUUUCCCCCCGAGAUUGUGGAGCAGAUGGGUUGUAAGCAUGUUAAAGGCAUCCUGUUAUAUGGACCCCCAGGCUGUGGUAAGACCCUCUUGGCUCGACAGAUUGGCAAGAUGUUGAAUGCAAGAGAACCCAAAGUCGUCAACGGGCCAGAAAUUCUUAACAAGUAUGUGGGAGAGUCAGAGGCAAAUAUUCGUAAACUCUUUGCCGAUGCUGAAGAGGAGCAAAGGAGGCUUGGUGCUAACAGUGGUUUGCACAUCAUCAUAUUUGAUGAAAUCGAUGCCAUUUGCAAGCAGAGAGGAAGCAUGGCUGGUAGUACAGGAGUUCACGACACCGUUGUCAACCAGUUACUGUCCAAAAUUGAUGGGGUAGAGCAGCUGAACAACAUCCUCGUCAUCGGAAUGACCAACAGACCAGAUCUGAUAGAUGAGGCUCUCCUUCGACCUGGAAGACUGGAGGUUAAGAUGGAGAUUGGCUUGCCAGACGAGAAAGGUCGGCUGCAGAUCCUGCACAUCCACACGGCGAGGAUGCGAGGGCAUCAGUUACUGUCUGCUGACGUAGACAUCAAAGAACUGGCCGUGGAGACCAAGAACUUCAGCGGUGCUGAACUGGAGGGCCUGGUGCGCGCAGCACAGUCCACUGCUAUGAACAGACAUAUAAAGGCCAGUACUAAAGUAGAAGUGGACAUGGAGAAAGCAGAGAGCCUGCAGGUGACAAGAGGAGACUUCCUUGCUUCUUUGGAGAAUGAUAUUAAACCAGCAUUUGGCACAAAUCAAGAGGAUUAUGCCAGUUACAUUAUGAAUGGAAUCAUCAAGUGGGGUGACCCAGUCACUCGUGUCCUGGAUGACGGGGAGCUGCUGGUACAACAGACUAAAAACAGUGACCGCACACCCUUGGUCAGCGUCCUCCUGGAAGGCCCUCCUCAUAGUGGGAAGACUGCGUUAGCUGCAAAGAUUGCAGAGGAAUCCAACUUCCCCUUCAUCAAGAUCUGUUCUCCCGAUAAGAUGAUUGGCUUUUCUGAGACAGCCAAGUGUCAGGCCAUGAAGAAGAUCUUUGAUGAUGCGUAUAAAUCCCAGCUCAGUUGUGUGGUUGUGGAUGACAUUGAGAGAUUGCUAGAUUAUGUCCCUAUUGGCCCUCGGUUUUCUAAUCUGGUCUUACAGGCUCUCCUUGUGUUACUGAAAAAGGCACCUCCUCAGGGCCGCAAGCUUCUCAUCAUUGGGACCACCAGCCGCAAAGACGUCCUUCAGGAAAUGGAAAUGCUGAACGCCUUCAGCACCACUAUCCACGUGCCCAACAUUGCCACGGGAGAGCAGCUGCUGGAAGCUCUGGAGCUUUUGGGCAACUUCAAGGAUAAGGAACGCACCACAAUUGCACAGCAAGUCAAAGGGAAGAAGGUCUGGAUAGGAAUCAAGAAGUUGCUGAUGUUGAUCGAGAUGUCCCUGCAAAUGGAUCCUGAAUACCGGGUGAGGAAAUUCUUGGCCCUCUUACGAGAAGAAGCAGCUAGCCCCCUGGACUUGGACUGAAGACGACCACUUGCAGGACAUAGUGACCAAGGGGAGCGACCGCGGUGAAGACGGCCGGGGGUCUUCCCCCACCUCCAGAUGCUGGACUCAGUGACCGCUUCUCCACCCUCGCCACGCGCCCGCUCUGCAUGACUAGUGCUCAGGAGCCCCUCCCUCUGCUUCCCGAGACCCUCGUGUUGGUGGAAGUGCAGAUUUGCUGUAGAAUGCUGUGUUUCCCUUGCGAGCUAAGAUGCUUCCUUCUGACCAGAAGCUAAGUGUGCGAAACAUCCCGUGCUGGUGAACACUACACGUGCUAACUCCCUCCCACGGCCACCGCCACCCCUGCACACAGACAGCAGAGGCCUAGGACGAGGGAGCCGCCCCUGCGCAGACUGGGAGCACAACUAGAAUGUGCUUCCCGGUGUUAACACUACAGGGAAUUGGUGUUUGGUUAAGUUCUCCCAGAAAGCUGCUCACUAUCUUUGCCUAAAGAAACAGGGUCUUGCAUGUCUGAGCUGCUUCCUCAGACAUGUGCAGAAGUCGGGAGAGCUUUGUUAAGAGAAAGUCAGAUUACUGCUGUUUGCCCUGACAGCCCCUCAUGGAAGUAACUCGUUCUGUGAGCAGAAGUACCCAGAUCGUCACCACUUGGUAGAUGUUACAAGCCUGAGAAAGAUCCAUAUGCAGAAAAGUGUAUACCCUGCAACAGAAGGAAGUUACUAAAAUAAAGUCAUUUACAAACCUCUCAGCACUAAUUAGUGGCCAACUCGUAAGUAGGUCAGUGCCGUAGCAUUGCAGUAAAGCCUCAUUAGGAUCAGCACUUUCAUCUUCCCCUUUAGCUUAAUGCUUACUUGGAAUCUCCCCUGCCUCGAUCUCAGUUACCGGCGUGCUGUCUGGCACCAAUAAAACGUGGCCGUCCAGCUGCCCUCGGUCCUCCCCCAGUUGUUCCACACUGACCGCGUUCCCCUCACCCUGCGCACGCUGCUUCCGGGCAGGGAGGACAGGCGGGGCCCUCCAGGGGUCUGUGUCUUCCACGUGAGUCAGGGUGACUCACAGAGCUCGCCACUCUCCCCAUCGUUGCUCAGGGUGCAGGGCCGGACUCUGACAGCCACCCCAGGGUGCUCCCGACCUCCUGCCACAGCGCUGGGGGUGGCUCUGUCGUCGCCCCACAGCAGACCGUCUCCAGACCUGGCUGCCUGUGUGCUUCUGGUGGAGACUUGUGUGUCCUGUCUACUUUGUUUCGCAUUUCCAGCCCUAGUUUAUUUUGUGGCUUUUUAAUAGUGGAUUGACUGUCUCGUAACAUCGUGUGACUCCUGGUGGCCAGUGUCCUGGGUCUCCUCAGCCUCUCCCUCCUCCCGUGAAAGCAGCACACAUUGUGUUAACUUCUGUCUCUUGUUAAAUGAGCUUAAUGUCUCUGUGUUUUGUCCAAAACUAUAUUGAAAAAUAUAAAUAUUAUAUUGUUUAAUGCAAAUGAAGGAAUGCAAUAAAGAGUAAAUA
Lepus europaeus (European hare) is the source of this 3768-nucleotide messenger RNA. It is a transcript of the gene NSF, whose product is annotated as N-ethylmaleimide sensitive factor, vesicle fusing ATPase. Gene Ontology annotation, molecular function: ATP binding; ATP hydrolysis activity. Gene Ontology annotation, cellular component: Golgi stack. Gene Ontology annotation, biological process: SNARE complex disassembly; Golgi to plasma membrane protein transport; intra-Golgi vesicle-mediated transport. The record is from RefSeq and is a predicted model, not a curated record. Lineage: Eukaryota; Metazoa; Chordata; Mammalia; Lagomorpha; Leporidae. The transcript has 21 exons. The coding region runs from base 61 to 2295 and encodes 744 amino acids.